Molecule: messenger RNA, 2745 nt
Organism: Solea senegalensis (Senegalese sole)
Lineage: Eukaryota; Metazoa; Chordata; Actinopteri; Pleuronectiformes; Soleidae
Product: mast cell protease 4-like
Exons: 5
Coding region: 1324-2088 (254 amino acids)
Biological process (GO): proteolysis
Molecular function (GO): serine-type endopeptidase activity
Source: RefSeq, a predicted model, not a curated record
CAAGUAGCUUGAUCCGUCUCAUUUCUUUAUCGUUUGUGUGAAUAGGAAAACAAGGCAUGACAGGAUCUGUUCACCAAGUAUCUUUAGGGGUCAUAUAUUUGUAAAAUAACUUUAAUAUAUAAACCAUUGAGAAUUUUAAAGAGCUUUGCAGCUGCAAUCAUCGACUGCACCAGUUCAUUUGCAAAACUUCUAUAUGGUAAAAAGGAUUCUCUUUUGCGUACCAGAGGCCAAACACCUCUUGGUCUCAUUGAAUAAUGCUUAUAAAGAAUAAAGAAUACAUUUGAAUAACAGACCUCAUGAUUACAAACUGAAUUUGAUCAACUGAAAACAACUUUACCAUUAAAGGAGACAUAUUAUACCCUAUUUCCCCAAGUUAAAAUACUUACUGUACUUACUGUUGGACUUACUUUAUUGAUCCCAGAAUGGAAAAUUGUUACAGCCUCAAUAGACGUCAGGCAUAGAACAUAAUAAUAUACAUUGCUAAAGGGAGAAUAAUAGAAUAUAAUGGUAUAACCUACGAAUAUGGUAAAGGGUUAACUGAGUGUUUGGAUUUACAGUAGUGCAAAAAAAAAGUAGAAGUGCAAUGAAAACAGUAGUAGAGCCUGGGAUGUAAACAUGGUGCAGAGUGACCAGUUCUAUCAGUCAUUAUUAUUGUAAAGUGGGAUGGUUUGAGGCAGGAAAGAUUUCUUGUAACUGUCUGUCUUUGACAGUCUUACGGCUCAGGACAGUGUUGUAGGUGGCUGAUAAUUUGUGUCUUAGUUCACCUCCUCCAGGAAGUGAUGGUUUCCUCAAAGUAUAAAAUAGACCAUUAUUAUUAUAUUAUUAUUAUUAGUAGUAGUAGUAGUAGUAGUAGACGGCCUUCCUUGACUCCUCUUUCAAACCAGUCCCCGAGAGCUAAACACAGAAGAUUCAGCAGACGUAUAGAGAAGCGACAUUGGCCUGCUUUAAUUGGUCCCCACUAAAGCAGGUAUUUGAGUGCAUGUCCACUGAAGGUGUUUGUACAGAUUAUACAUGUGUAUAUAUGAAGCAGUCCUUCUUUUUAUAAUUCAUUUUCCUCAUCUUUAGGAAUUUUAAAUAAAGUGACAGAUUUUUGUUGUGUUCUCUGCCACUAUUGUCUGGAUUGUAUUUCCUAUUUAUUGUGUAUGGUGUUGUCUGUGUGUGUUGGUGAAGUUGACAGUUAGAGAAGUCUCACUUGUGUUGCAGUAAAUAUCUCCUUGCCUUUGACACCUGCCCACAGAGUUUCGAUUGAGGGAGUUGGAGGGUUGACUACAAAAAGUGAAGGGGGGCGCAGCCUCAGCCACACUGCGUAGCUGCAGGUUGACAAUGAUGCAAAUAUUCUGCAUUAUAUUUGUCCUUUAUUUCUUCACCCCAGCUGGGGGAAGUGAGGUUGGCAUAGUACAUGGUACCAUUUCAACGCCUCAUUCCAGGCCCUAUAUGGCAUCACUCCAGUUUUCUAAAAAUCACAAGUGUGGCGGCAUUCUCAUUCGGGAGGACUUUGUUUUGACGGCAGCACACUGCAAAAAGACUCAAGACAUGACUGUGGUACUCGGGGCACACAACAUAAACAAGAGUGAGAAAAGUCAGCAACAGAUCAAAGUGGCUGCAUACCAUUCACAUCCAAAAUUCACUGGAGAAUAUGAUCACGACAUUAUGCUUCUUAAGUUGAAAAAGAAAGCCAAACUGAACAAGUAUGUCAGAGCCAUCGAGUUGCCUGAGAAAGACAAUGAGAUCCAUGCCAAUGUUCCAUGUGUCGUUGCUGGCUGGGGCCAAACUGGAGUUCAGGAGCCUGACUCAAAAUUACUGAGGGAAACCACAGAGAAGACUCAGUCCAGCUUUGAGUGCAAAACCAUAUGGCAACAAUACUUCAACAGUGAUCGCAUGAUAUGCACCACAUUUGACAAGAAGAAGGGAGGAGUUUGCCAGGGUGAUUCUGGCGGACCACUCAUUUGUGAUGGCAAGCCUCAGGGUAUUACGGCUUAUACUGCACAAGACUGUAGUGAUACCAGGUCCCCUCAUGUCUUCACAAAGAUACAAUUCUUUCUUCCAUGGAUCAAGAAAGUCAUGCAGGGAAAUAGGAAUGUUGAGUGAGACAUUAUGCAGUGGGCAAAAAUCUGUUCAUUUCUUCUAUUGAUUAUCAAAUAUCAAGGCUUUGGGGUUUUUUGCAUUAAAAACUGAAGAAGAAUGCUUGAAAUUGUAUUGUAAUUCAAUGGAAAGUCUCACUAUGCACACAUAAAUAUAGUGCUCAUGUCAUUUCAAAUCAUAGUGCAAGAACAUUUUACUCUUAAAGUCCUUCUUUAAUGCAAACUGUAAAUGUGUUUAGACUGAAUGGAUUAAAGAGAAAUGACAGUGUACCAAUUGUGGGUAGAGACAGAACAGAUAUUGAAAGUAUUUCAGUGAGUGUGGUUGUUGUGGUAAAAAGAAAGAAAAAAAAAAAAAGCCUAAACACUUUAUGAUAAAACCCCAAACCAUCGCUGUAGCAUUCAUGCAUCAUCAGUCAUAGUGCAAACUCUUGAAGUUGAACCGUUUUCUGUCAGUGAAACCUGUCAUCUGAAAAGAGAAGUAAAACAAAGUGCUGUUUAAAAGAAAAUCAAUGCCUAAAAAUUACACCUCAUUAGUCUCAAAAGGAUUCUAACAUUUUUGAGUUCAAUCAUCUUUUUUAUAGAGGAGACAUUAUUAUAACACUGUGGUUUGUUUGUCUUAUUGUUAUGAAAGAAAUGAAGCCUAAACCAUGUGACAAUUACCUGA